UUACCGAAACAGGCAGUUGGAAUGUUUGAGUCGACUACCGAAGCAACUACCCGAGGCAACCGUGUUGACCACAGCAACUACCAGCAACGUAACAGGGGUCUCAAUCAACAUCUGAGUAAACUCACCAUCCACUGAAACAGGUAGUGGAAUGUUUGAGUCAACUACCGAAGCAACUACCCAGGCAAUUGUGAUGACCACAGCAACUAACAGCAACGUAACUGGGGAAUCAAUCAACAUCUGAAUCAACUCAUCGUCGAGCAUAACAGGCAGUGGAAUGUUUGGCAUCAACUACUGAAGCACAUACCCAGGAACCAUAAUGACCACAGCAACUUCACAGCAACGUAACUGGGGCUCAUUUAUCAUCUGCAAUCAACUCAUCAUCUCCCAUACAGGCAGUGGAAUGUUUGGCGUCAACUAAUGAAACAACUACACAGACAACCAUAAUGACCAACAGCAACUUCAAGCAAUCUAACCUGGGCUCAAUCAACAUCGCAAUCAACUCAUCAUCUCCUGUACAAAGCAUUGGAAUGUUUUGCGCCAAACUACCGAAGCAACUACCCAGGCAACCAUAUUGACCAGAGCAACUUCCAGCAAUGUAACCGGGGCUCAAUCUCAACAUCUGCAAUCAACUCAUCAUCUCCUGUAACAAGCAUUGGAAUGUUUGCUUCAACUCGGCGAAGCAACUACCCAGGGAAUUGUGAGGACCACAGCAACUUCCAGCAACGUCACUGGGUCUCAAUCAACAUCUAGAAUAAACGCAUCAUCUACCCGUAACAGCAUCAACAUGUUUGCUUCAACUAGCAAAGCAACUACCCAGGCAACUGUGAUGACCACAGCAACUUCCACCAACGUAACCAAGGCUCAAGCAACAUCUGGAGUCAAACUCACCAUCUACCAAAACUGACAGUUUCCAAUCCGAGAAAGUCGAGCAGUUCAGCAGCCUAACCUGACAACCACCAACCUCAUCCCAACGUCCAAUCUCCACCACCAGACGUCUGUUGAACUCUGAGAUGGCUACCUUAUCUUCCAAUGCAAGUAACCAGUCUCUCGCCAGUUAUACUAUUAACUGCACCUAUGGUAACAACAAUGACGACCUUGGGGGCUUCCAGAAGCGUGGGCAGUUGACACGACUAGCAAAGCAAAUACCACGAUAUCGGCGACCACGACGACUACUUUAUCCAGCGACAUCUACUCACAACAGCAGCGAGGCAACGAUGAUCACAGCCACAGCAACCGCUUCAGUGCUGAACACGACGCUUGCUGAGACACCCAUCGGAGCGAUCACCACCAAAAUACCAACGACUGUUCAAACGUCGACUGCCAACAGCACCGAGAAGAGCAGCUCUGGAACGACCCACGAUUGGACAAGCAGGCAUUGUUGGAACCACACCCACAAGUCCGACCCUUCAAGUCCACAUACCAGCCAGAGUCAAUGUGGCAUCAAGAUGUCAAACUUUUAUCCGAUGUACCAAACGAUGUACUCUGUGAGUGUCACGUGGACCUGGCCUGGCCGGCGGAGUACGGCUCCUGUCCCAAUGUUGGUGACGUUCAAGCCGGUCGGGAAUUAUAUCCGUGUGGGCGAUAACCACGAGAACACCACCGUGGAGACAUCGAACAACAUGGUCACCAUGGACGGACUGUCCCCGGGCACUAUCUACACAGUGACACUCCGAGCCAAAUACUGCAGCGGCCUGGAGCUCAACCGCUCGGUCAGCACUGAUGGCAUGGUGUUUCUCAUGACCUUCUCCAUCAAAAACUGGAACACUGGAAACAAUGAGAAGGAUUUCAUGACAGAGCUUUACAGACGCAUGCGCGCCAAGUUCUUGAACAUGAGAGGCGACGUGAACUUCACGCUGCAAGUGGACAGGUUCAACACCGUGAUCCGUCGCGUGGCCCGCAACGUCGUGUCCCCGCGCGCCCGGGAGGCACGCGACACUGUGUCUACCGUCGGCGAUUUCAACGUCCGCAUGGCGACGGACACAGCCCUCAACCUGAGCUCCCCCGCGCUCGACGAAGUGAUGCAGUCCAUCUCGAAUGAAAGUACAGACUACAGCUUCGGGGACGUGAAAGUGGCAGACUUUAACCCGUGCGCAAACGACACGGCGGAUAGCAACGACUGCGACCCGCACGCCGAUUGCAUUCCCAGCGGCGCGGGCUUGUUCACGUGCAGCUGUUGGGCCGCGUACACAACAACAGAGGGCGCAAGGCAGGGCACGGAAUGCAUAUUGGUAAGCACAGACACACCUAUCUCAACCACCAUACCUCUAUCAAGUUCAAGCACCUCACCAUCAACACCUACUGCAGAGUGGAACUGGCGGGCCCUGGUCAUCAGCCUCUGUGUUCUGGUUCCCACUGCUCUGCUCGUCAUCACAUUUUUAUCGCGGUUCCUAAUCGGUCGGCAUGGGACCUACACCGUUCAGAAGGAGUCCAAGGUUGGAAAUGCAGUGUCGCGGGCAGGCAAGGCGGUUGCAUGUGCCGUGGAGGGGGCCUUCCAACGGCUGACAGCCAGCACACACAAUUAUUCCGUGAAGACACAGCUAGGAAGUUCCUACUCUGACUCCUACAGGCAUCUGGAAGAGCAGUGACCCCUUCAAUCCCAGCCUCGUCCUUUCUGUCCAAAUCCUGAGUCUGAAGAUAUUGAUCCUGAAACCUGAGCCUCGUCUUUAGACAGUCAAAACAGAGUCUUAAACACUGAUCCUGAAUACAUUUAAAUUAAGCCGAAUCUCAAGAUUAGUAUCAACUUCCUUUAAAAAAAUAUAUCGUGUCUAAGCAUUCCUAAAGCCGUCCAACUUUAUUGGCUAAUUCUUGGUCGAGACAACAACAAUCAAGGCCGGGGUCUUCAUUCAAUUGAGCUUUAGGAUUCUUGAUAAUUGUAAGUGAGACGUAUUACUAAUCAAGCGUUUAGCUGUACACCCAUGUAGGCCAGCAUUCACAAUUUUAUGACAGGUAUCUGUUAACAUUGAGCAGGAUUCUCAGGUAAAUCAAACCCAGAAUACUCAAAUAAUUGGGAACGGCACUCUCAGUUUAUGGAGGCUGGGUCCUCAUUGAAUUUCCUAUAAUCUCAGGAGUCUGCCUUCUUGAAAACAGGUGCGAAUUUCCAAAGUUAACUUGCUGAAAUUCCAGUCACUAUGUAGGAGUACCAAUAUAUAUAAUCCGUAAUUGUCUGUCACGCUCUGUAUGUCCCAUUUGGUACAUCGGACAAAAAAUACAUGAAAAAUUGUUUCUCUGGGUGAGGACAUUAUUAGAAAUUUGUCAUCUUUUCAGAUUAACAACAUUUUGCCUCGUAAAUGUGAGAAAAUAACAUCGAAUACAGAGCAAUGGAAACGACAAUCUUCUGGAAUAAAUGCUCAUAUUUCAUCGCUAGAAUCCUCCAUUGCUAGAUGGCUUCCCCUUUGACUUAUAAUUAAAACCCAUGUUGAGGCGUAACUUCAUCGUCCCUUAAACCACGCGUACGGCUUUGCCGCGUUCACGUUGGCCGGUCGGGCUGAAAGACAACGUGAAGAUGCCAUCGCGCGUAACGCUGAAUCCUCCCAACGCACGGGGCAGGCAUGGGUGCGGUGAAGUUAUAUCCCAUGCAAAUGCGUGAGCAAUGCUUGUAUCCAAACACACUGGGUGCUCAACGAUAUGCGAAUUACUUUAAAAAAAAA
Messenger RNA from Petromyzon marinus (sea lamprey), 3647 nucleotides. The record is from RefSeq and is a predicted model, not a curated record. NCBI's taxonomy places the organism in Eukaryota, Metazoa, Chordata, Hyperoartia, Petromyzontiformes, Petromyzontidae.